GGGAAAGUGAAGGCUAUGUCAGAGUCACACUUCCAAUGCAGACUGAAGAUUAAACAGCAGCAACUGUAGAAACCUCCAGAAAGAUGGAGCUUCAGAAGUUCCUUCCCUGGCGCCGUGCUCUUUUGGCUGUGUUUCUGAACCUGCUGGCCCUUGGCCUUUCUACCACAUCCUUACUGGGCAGUUAUUGGUGCGUUGGGACUCAGAAAGUUCCCAAGCCUUUAUGUGAGAAGACAAAGAGCACCAACUGCAUCGGUGUCCCCAUGCCUCCUGAAGGUUUCAUUGGCAAUUCAUCAUUUCUGGCUCAAGAUGUGGUGCACUAUAGCUGGGAGACAGGAGAUGAUCGUUUUACUUUCCAGUACUUUCACACAGGGAUGUGGCUUUCCUGCGAGGAGAACAUAGAAGGCCCAGAUGAGACAUGCCGCAGCUUCAUUGAACUUUGCCCUCCAGUAGAAAGAGGCAUCCUCUGGUUGUCCCUUGGCUCAGAGAUAGUGUACAUAUGCUUACUGGUGAUUAGCUUCAUCCUCCUCCUGCUGGACAUGUUGUACACAGGAAAUCCAGUAUGUGGCCUGAAACUCAAUGCCUUUGCUGCCGUCUCCUCUGUAUUGUCAGGCCUCCUUGGAAUGGUGGCUCAUAUGAUGUACAGUCAAGUUUUCCAGGCAACUGUUAGCCUGGGACCAGAAGACUGGAGACCUCACAACUGGGACUAUGGUUGGGCUUUCUAUAUGGCCUGGGCUUCAUUUACUUGUUGCAUGGCUUCUGCAGUCACAACUCUGAACACAUAUACCAAGACAGUGCUGGCAUUCAAGCGCAACCAUGAACUAGCCUGUGAUGGGAGCUUCACAAUAGACCAGGCCCAACACUGCCAAUACUUCUUGCCACCUCAGUACCAUCAUCACCACAGAGAACAAACCAGUGGCUUCUACCCACACCGAGAAAAACCUCUCCACUCUAUCUCUGAGGGUGUUGAUUUUUACUCUGAGCUGCAGCAGAAGGUGCUACAGAGGGAGCCUGACCUGGAACUGAAUGAGGUCUUGGGAAAGUCAGUUGGAGAAGAUCCAUGUUAGGGCUGACAGAAAUGUUUAGCAAGGCAGUAAAAACGAAAAUGACCUCUAAACAAAAACAUUAGCCAUAUGUGAGCAUCUGGCUUCUAUUCACUCAGCCAGGGAACUGGAACUGGUGGCAAGUAGUCACUGUCAUUGAUGUACCUGGCCAUAAGAACAUAGGAAGCUGGCUUAUACUUUGCAAAUAACAAGAAGCCAGGAUUCCCAACUUAUCUUAAUCUACUGUAAGAAUGAGGCAACUAGCUUCAUUCUUUGCUUCAUUCAAAUGGGCAAAACAAACAAAUGAAACGAAACUGAGCUUCAGCAGACAUCCAAACUUGGCCUUCUGGUUUAUUGUUCCCAGGGAAGCCAGGAUUUCUAAGCUAACAAGAGGUUGUAAUUUGUUCCUGGUUUAUGAACCUGACAUGUUUGGGGACAACAAAACAAGACCCCAGCUGUAACUAUCACACAAAUCUUUCUCUACAGUUUGUUUAGUCAGCUUGUCUGAAGUAGGAAUGAACAAGCUGUGUGCACCAGUAAACCAAGACAAGUCAAUCAUUCUGGUUUAUUGUUAUCUGCAGAUGCAGCCACCAAGUCAUAUUACUGGUCUGUCUAGUUCAAUAUUAUCCACAUAGACUGGUAGCAUCUCUCCAAAGGGAGCUUUCCUGCCAUUAUGAACAGCAGGUGGGAUAUACCCAAUUUAGUUUGGUACUGUAACAAGAGCAAAUAUGCCUCCCCUCCCAUAUGUCAUGGUCCCAAUCCUAUCUAUCCCCAUCCAGUGUUGGCUAUUCAAUUUUAAUAUAUAUCAGACAACAAGGGCUAAAGGUGUUUGGUUUGACCCUGCAAUAUAGCUCCAACCCAUACCUACUGCAUAGAAGAAACUGGUAGAUAGGAAAACGGAGAAGUCACCCCAAGCAGAUGCAAAGAAGACUAUAAUAUGCACAGUAAAUGAAUGAAUCAGAGUUGCACUUCAUUUUCCUUCUUUAGAGAAAUAUACUGGAUGGGAGAGGGGAAGGGAGAUUACAUCUGGAUGCCAGAGGAAUUCAAAUAGGCGUUUCUGCCUUAGAUUUGGAAAGGUCCACUCUGACUAGUUUGAUUUGUUCAGACAUCAAUGAGUUCAGAAUAAAUCAUGCAUGUUUAAUAAAA
Messenger RNA from Sceloporus undulatus (fence lizard), 2186 nucleotides. It is a transcript of the gene GSG1, whose product is annotated as germ cell associated 1. NCBI's taxonomy places the organism in Eukaryota, Metazoa, Chordata, Lepidosauria, Squamata, Phrynosomatidae. The record is from RefSeq and is a predicted model, not a curated record. The transcript has 6 exons. Gene Ontology annotation, cellular component: plasma membrane. The coding region runs from base 84 to 1064 and encodes 326 amino acids.